Plasmodium malariae is the source of this 4029-nucleotide messenger RNA. Its product is annotated as conserved Plasmodium protein, unknown function. NCBI's taxonomy places the organism in Eukaryota, Apicomplexa, Aconoidasida, Haemosporida, Plasmodiidae. The coding region runs from base 1 to 4029 and encodes 1342 amino acids. The record is from RefSeq and is a predicted model, not a curated record. The transcript is spliced from 2 exons.
AUGCCUUUAAAAGAAAACAAAAAGUUGUAUCGUUCACUAAUAAGAACGUUAGGAAAAUUAGCAAAUUUUUUUGAUGACAAUGAAAUAUGGAAAUGUUUCUUAUCAAAUAUAUACAGAUAUGAAAAUGAGAAAAGUGACAAGUAUAAUGAAUUCUUAAGACUUUAUUUAAAGAACAAUAUACAUUAUUGUCCUAUCAAGUCUAAUAAAAGAAAGUUAAGAACAGAACUUAUUAAUUUUUUAAGGACUAACUUAAAUAAUGAUCAUAUUUUUUUUAACAUAGGCUUUACAGCCAUUCGUCACUUGGGCAGGAUUCAAAAUAAAGUACUACUAUAUACAAACGAUAAGGCAAAUGAUAAAACAAAUAGUAAGACAUAUGACCAUACAUGUAAAUAUAACAAUACUACAGCUAUGUUUGAUAGGACAAGAAGUGUAUGGACAUCCGAAGAAGAAAAGAAUUUUUUCAAAAAUAAUUUACGAGUAAUUAACUUCAAUGUGUCCAGUGAACGAGAAUGUGAGCAUGUUGAUAUACCAUAUGAGGAACAUUACGCGAAGAAAAAAAAAAGGUCAUCUGUGUUAAAAAAGAGUGUAAGUAGGAAGAGUAGUAAGGGAGGGGAAGACCCCACGGAUGGAGUAAAUGCAGAGGGAGCAGCAGAGGGAGUAGCAGAGGGAGUAGCAGAGGGAGUAGCAGAGGGAGUAGCAGAGGGAGUAGCAGAGGGAGUAGCAGAGGGAGUAGCAGAGGGAGUAGCAGAAGGAGUAGCAGAAGGAGUGAGCAGUAGAAGCAGCAGCAUUGCAAAGGUUGACAGCGUGAAUAGCGAGGAGAAGACUCCACGAGACCGCAGUAGCGACGACACAGGGGGGAUAAAAGACGGUCCAGAAAAAAAUGCUAAACUUAAUGGUUCUACCCAGAAUAGUUCUACCCAGAAUAGUGCUAUUCAGAGUAGUACUAUUCAGAGUAGUACUAUUCAGAGUAGUACUAUCCAGAGUAGUACUAUUCAGAGUAGUACUAUCAGAGUAGUACUAUCCAGAAGUAGUGCUAGCCAGAGUAGUGCUAUGCAGAGUAGUGCUAGCCAGAGUAGUGCUAGCCAGAGUAGUGCUAGCCAGAGUAGUGCUAGCCAGAGUAGUGCUAGCCAUAUUGUGGGAAUCCCUGAGUGCAACCUUCAAAAGCGUAGUAAGAGUAACAACAUUAUUUUGAAACGAGAGAAUAGUAAGAAUGAAAUUAAAAAAGGUACUAUAUUAAUAGCGCACCCGUUAACCUCAAGUAUGUUAUGGAAUAAGUCGGUAAUAUUAAUUACUCACAAAGAUAAAAACAAUUUAGUGUGUGGUUUAAUAUUAAAUAAACAUCCCAUAUACAAUAAUUAUAUGGGGGGUAUAUCAAAUAAAAAGGAAAUUCUAAGAAUACUAAGUAAAUUAUAUCUAAAAAAGAAGGAAUUUAUAAAUAAUGAAAUAACGAACCAUUUGGGGAUAGACAAAAAGAAGAGUAGUACCAUAAAGGAAUCAGGCAAUUGUAAUCAGAAUAUCACAAGCGUGCAUGAAACAAAUAGAAACAGUGAACAGAUAAGAGAUAUAUAUGAUACGCAUGGUAGAGCAGUGGAAGGGGAAAAGGUAAUAACACCUCCCCUCGAACGUAGUAGCGGCUGUAGCAGUAAUGGUCGUGCUAGGGAUAGGAACCGCUGUGGAGGUAGUGAUACUGGUAGUAGUGAACCCGGGGGGGACAGUCUCAUUCUGGUGGAAAACAAAAGCACUGUAAAGAAAGAAGCGUAUUUAGAAAAAGAAUUGGAUAUGGAGGGGAAGAAAGGUCCUAGGUACGAUAAGGAAAAGAGCAGCAGUGAUGGCGGAAGUGGCAGUGGUAGUGGCAGUGGUAGUGGCAGUGGUAGUGGCAGUGGUAGUGGCAGUGGAGAGGACUUCCCCACGUUGAAGGAUUUACAAGAAAUGUUUUUGAGGAUACAAUUUAGAAGUUCGUCAAAGCAUUUUAUGAACAAGCGAAUAAAAAAAAAGAGCAAUUUAUUUGUAAUGAUGGAUGAACAUUUGCUUGAUAUUAUUACUCAUUAUAUUAUAAAAUUGAAUAAGGUACCUUUAUAUUUACGAUUUCUUCCAUCAUAUAAUAUUGGCUCAAUGACAGAUAUAAAGAGUGAAAUAAAAAAGCUGCAAAUGUUAAAUGAAUUUUAUAAAAUUUAUUUUGAAAAAUAUAAUAAAUGGAAAGUGGUUAUAAUAAAUAAUCGUAUACACAUAUUCGAUAAGGAAAAAAAUAAGAAGAAAUUACAAAAGACUCCUUCCAAAUAUGAUAUAAUGAUGAAGAGUAACAGUAACGCGGAUGUGGAGAAACUAACGGAAGAAGAAAAGGAACGAAUUCACAGGAGGAUACAAAAAUUUAAGGAAACCAACAAGUUAUGUGUGGAUGAGGAGGAGGAAGAUGAGAGUGGUGAAGAGGAGGGGGACAAGCUAAACGAUAAAAAAAAAAUAAUAAUAAAAAAAAAUAACAGCAGGAUUGACAGUUGCAGUAGUAGCACUACAAAUAGAGGCAAGGAUAGGGGUAUACUUAGAAGAAGGGGAGGAGUUAGGGACAGCGGGUAUCAUAUGUACGAUGGCAAGUAUGCCAAGGAAGAAGUGGAUGAAGAGGAUGAAACGGGUGAAGCGGAUGAAACGGGUGAAGCGGAUGAAGCGGAUGAAGUGGAAGAAUCGGAUGAAGCAGAUGAAGAGGAAGAAUCGGAUGAAGUGGACGAUGCGGAUGAAGUAGACGAAGUAGACGAAGUGGAUGAGAUGGACGAAGCAAACGAAGAUGGCGAUGAUGGGGGAGGGAGCGAAUACGAGCAGAAAGGACAAAACAGGAGAGAUGAAAAAACGGACACGUUGCAGGUUCGUGCAGAAAAUGCACUAGAGGAAGAAACAACAACUGUUUUGAAGAAUAAGAAAAAUUUUAAAAAAUUAAAGAAUGAAUUAAAUAUAAAAAGUAGGAAAACCAAAUCUAGUAAGAUAUCAUCAAUAAACAAAGUAAACAUAAACCCAAUGAAUCAGAACUAUAUUGUAAGAAACCCUGUAAAUUUAUUCUGGCUAGGUGGACCUUUACCAGGACUUACCAUAUUACAUAACAUGAAGAAAUUUUCAAAAAAUAUUGUUGUAAAUGAUUUAAUUUAUGAAGGAUAUAACGAACAUGUAGACACAAAUUUACCUGAACAAAGCGACAGUAUGAAUAUUGAAAAUGAUAAAGAGGAUAUAGUUCACUUAACAACUGAUGCCAAUUUUAUGGAGUCGACGAAUGACAACAACAGUAUGUGCAAAAAGACGCAAGAAUGGGGGGGGAAGAAGGAAGAUCGAUUAAUAGCUUCAGAUCGAAUGGAUUCUGAUUUUGUUAGUGGUACGUACGACGGAGGUGUCUACAGCAGUACCAUGUGCAGUGAUAAUGGAGUAGGAAGCAGUACUGCACGUAGUGAUGGUACGUACAGUAAUAACAUUGAUAAUCUAAACACAUAUAGUAAUAAUCUCGAUAGUAAUAAUCUCGAUAGUAAUAAUCUCAAUAGGAAUGAGCUAUAUAGGAAUGAGCUAUAUAGGAAUAAUCUCGAUAGUAAUAAUCUCGAUAGUAAUAAUCUCAAUAGGAAUAACCUCAAUAGGAAUAACCUCAAUAGGAAUAACCUCAAUAGGAAUAACCUCAAUAGGAAUAACCUCGAUGAAAAUACCCCGCGCAAUGGUAAAAAUGUUUGCGAGAAAAAGUUAAUAAAGAGAUUCAUCGGAAAAGCCACUUGGGAGUUAGAUCAACUUAUGGAGGAAGUGAACAACGACUACUGGAUAGCUUUAAAUUGUGAAAAUAAGGAGUUACUAUCAAAAAUAAUUUUUAACUCAACAAAUGAUUUUUAUAAUAAUGUAACCAAUGACAGUAGCGGUACGCCGUGUAGCCUUUCCUAUGCCUACAAAGGGGAGCACAUAUGGGAGAAGAUACUGGCUUCACUAAGUAAUGACUAUGAAAAUAUUUCGAAGAUACCGCAGACAAUGAUAGAUAGCGUUCUGAAGGAUUUCAGGGGUGCCGACAGUGAGUAA